This is a messenger RNA of Asterias rubens (European starfish), 1695 nucleotides long. RefSeq names its product proline-rich extensin-like protein EPR1. The transcript has 2 exons. NCBI's taxonomy places the organism in Eukaryota, Metazoa, Echinodermata, Asteroidea, Forcipulatida, Asteriidae. Bases 1 to 1695 code for a protein of 564 amino acids. The record is from RefSeq and is a predicted model, not a curated record.
AUGAUUGCAGGAAGGAAUCUUAUAAAUCUCAAGGGUUCCUGCAAACGUUUUGCGUGCAACCCCUUUUGCAACCCUUCUACCACCCUUCUGCAACCCCUUUUGCAACCCUUCUACCACCCUUCUGCAACCCUUUGCAACUCUUCUACCACCCUUCUGCAACCCCUUUUGCAACCCUUCUACCACCCUUCUGCAACCCCUUUUGCAACCCUUCUACCACCCUUCUGCAACCCCUUUUGCAACCCUUCUACCACCCUUCUGCAACCCCUUUUGCAACCCUUCUACCACCCUUCUGCAACCCCUUUUGCAACCCUUCUACCACCCUUCUGCAACCCCUUUUGCAACCCUUCUACCACCCUUCUGCAACCCCUUUUGCAACCCUUCUACCACCCUUCUGCAACCCCUUUUGCAACCCUUCUACAACCCUUCUGCAACCCCUUUUGCAACCCUUCUACCACCCUUCUGCAACCCCUUUUGCAACCCUUCUACCACCCUUCUGCAACCCCUUUUGCAACCCUUCUACCACCCUUCUGCAACCCUUUGCAACUCUUCUACUAUCCUUCUGCAACCCUUCUACCACCCUUCUAUAUACCACCCCUCUACCACCCUUCUACCAACCUUCUACCAACAUUCUACCACCAUUCUGCAACCCUUCUGCAACCCUUUGCAACCAUUCUCCACCCUUCUGCAACCCUUCUCCAUCCUUCUGUAACCCUUCUGCAACCCUUUGCAACCCUUCUACCACCCAUCUUCAACCCUUCUACCUCCAUUCUGCAACCCUUUGCAACCCUUCUACCACCCAUCUUUAACCCUUCUACAACCCAUCUUCAACCCUUCUACCACCCUUCUACCACCCAUCUUCAACCCUUCUACCACCCUUCUACCACCCUUCUACCACCCAUCUUCAACCCUUCUACAACCCAUCUUCAACCCUUCUACCACCCAUCUUCAACCCUUCUACAACCCAUCUUCAACCCUUCUACCACCCUUCUACCCCAUCUUCAACCCUUCUACCACCCUUCUACCACCCAUCUUCAACCCUUCUACCACCCAUCUUCAACCCUUCUACAACCCAUCUUCAACCCUUCUACCACCCUUCUACCACCCUUCUACCACCCAUCUUCAACCCUUCUACAACCCAUCUUCAACCCUUCUACCACCCAUCUUCAACCCUUCUACAACCCAUCUUCAACCCUUCUACCACCCUUCUACCCCAUCUUCAACCCUUCUACCACCCUUCUACCACCCAUCUUCAACCCUUCUACCACCCUUCUACCACCCUUCUACAACCCAUCUUCAACCCUUCUACCACCCAUCUUCAACCCUUCUACCACCCAUCUUCAACCCUUCUACCACCCUUCUACCACCCAUCUUCAACCCUUCUACCACCCAUCUUCAACCCUUCUACCACCCUUCUACCACCCUUCUACCACCCAUCUUCAACCCUUCUACCACCCUUCUACCACCCAUCUUCAACCCUUCUACCACCAUUCUGGAACCCUUCUACCACCUUCUGUAACCCUUCUGCAACCCAUCACCCUUAUGCCACGCUUCUACCACCCUUCUUCAACCCCCUUCCACCCUUCUUCAAUCCCUACCACCCUUCUACGUCCAUUGUCCACCCUCAACCCAUCUUUAAGACCUGUCAAAAAAUUGCACCGUAGUACCACAGGAAGUCAUUGUUUUCACUCCCUCUGA